Messenger RNA from Lactuca sativa (garden lettuce), 768 nucleotides. RefSeq lists its product as uncharacterized. The record is from RefSeq and is a predicted model, not a curated record. NCBI's taxonomy places the organism in Eukaryota, Viridiplantae, Streptophyta, Magnoliopsida, Asterales, Asteraceae.
CCUUCUCCUCAACCACAUUGCCCCUCCACAAAUCUUUCAUUACUCCCUUCACUCUCCAUAACAAGAUUCCACAUACAAGUUCCAUCUAUCACCAUCAACUCAAUCCAUUUAAAUCAUCAAAGCUUUCUACUUUUGGUUUCAAAAGAUAUUGUCCUAGAAAACAAUCACCAUUGUUGCCAUUAUUGGCGUCUAAAGGAUCAAAUGAUGGAGAUAACAAAGCCAUGGAGACAGUUCUCAGAUUUUAUGAAGCAAUUAAGAACAAGAAACUUAAUGAAGUGUCUGAGAUCAUUGAACAUGAUUGUCUUUGCAUAUGUAGUUUUAUCUCCACUUUCCAAACCUUUCGUGGAAAGAAGCAAGUGAUGGAUUUCUUCUCUUCUUUGAUGAGUAACUUAGGACAAAAGUUCGAGUUCGUGGUACAACCCACGAUGCAUGAUGGAAUGACUGUUGGAGUUUCUUGGAAACUAGAAUGUUGCAAGACACAUAAACCUUUAGGAAAGGGUUUUAGUCUCCAUAUGUGUCAUAUGUAUCAAGGGAAGGUGCUUAUAAGGAACGUAGAGAUGUUUUUGGAGCCACUUUCAUAUAUUGAUCCCCCGGCAUUGAAAAUGGUGGGAUUUAUUGCAAGCAUCAUGGGACAAAUGGCUUCAAAUGCAAUCUUCAAGGGUGACAACAAAAAGGCUGUUUAUUCUAUAUGCAUCGUAGUAGCUUUUGUUAUACUCUUCAUUGUUCUAAGGCUUUAUAGGAGUUAAGAUUCAUAAUUAUUAGGCAACA